This is a messenger RNA of Pipistrellus kuhlii (Kuhl's pipistrelle), 749 nucleotides long. Its product is annotated as LYR motif-containing protein 9-like. The record is from RefSeq and is a predicted model, not a curated record. Bases 1 to 342 code for a protein of 113 amino acids. The transcript is spliced from 2 exons. NCBI's taxonomy places the organism in Eukaryota, Metazoa, Chordata, Mammalia, Chiroptera, Vespertilionidae.
AUGGGGCUGUACAGCCAGGAGCAGACGAGGGUGCCAGGAGCAACACUAGUAACUGUACUCGUGGCCCCGCGUCCGCCCGGGCCGACCUUGCCGACGGCCCGGCUCCCAGGGGCAGAGCUGGUCCACACGCUCCUGCAGCUCUACCGAUACCUGCUGCGCUGUUGCCGACAGCUGCCCACCAAGGGCAUGCAGGAGCAUUACAGACACGCUGUCAGGCAGAGUUUCCAGGUUCAUUCAGAUGAAGACAGUCCUGAGAGAAUCCAGCAGAUUAUUAAAAGAGCCAUUGAAGAUGCUGACUGGAUCAUGAACAAAUAUAAAAAGCAAAACCGAGACUCAGAGUGAAGCCACGCUGAAGGCCCUGAGAUGAGAGGCCUCCUGGAAGGGAGCAGCAGCAGCAGUUCGGGACUCUCCACUGUCCUGCUGGUCGAGAGAGCAGGACGCCAGGUGUGGGAGCAGCUGGCAUUUGCUCAAAUGGCUCUUAGGCUGUUUGUGACCCCGGUGACCUUUACGUUUGCUUUUCCAGGCAGUUCUGAUGGGAAAUUUGGGGAGAAUGUGUUUUGUCACUUUGUUCUGAAAGUGAUUCGUUUAUCCUGGAUGUCCUUCUUUGAGACCCAAGUGGGCGUCCCCUCAGAGGGCGGCCUGUAUGGAAGGCAGGGCAUGGGUGUCAGAACCUGACAGAUCUGGAUUUGAAUCCCAGCUCAGCGGCUUUUCAAGGGCAUUGAUUUUGAGCUUGGUUCCUCUCUUGUGAG